Molecule: messenger RNA, 984 nt
Organism: Aspergillus piperis CBS 112811
Lineage: Eukaryota; Fungi; Ascomycota; Eurotiomycetes; Eurotiales; Aspergillaceae
Product: YoaK family protein
Exons: 1
Coding region: 163-789 (208 amino acids)
Source: RefSeq, a predicted model, not a curated record
AGCAACUAUGCCGACAUCAUCUGUAUCAUUCUGUGCUUCGUCACGGGGCUUUGCGACAGCUCCGCGUUCAAUGCGUGGUCAUGCUUCUUAGCUAUGCAAACCGGUUGGACAUCUCCCCUUCCCCUUUAUCCUACCACCUAAAUCCCUUAACCCAUUACCAUAAUGCUAAUAUUGAAAUUAUUAACAGGAAACACCGUCGUCCUCGGCCUCGGCGCCGCCUCCCUCCCCAAAGACGACAGCGACAGCUGGCUAAAAUCCAUCGUGUCAAUCGCCAGCUUCGUGACCGGCUCAUUCAUAUUCAGCUUCGUCGGACGACACCUCGGUCCCGCCCGUCGCGGCACGCUCUUCGCCUCCUUCAUGGUCCAAGUGAUUCUCAUCGUGAUUGCCGUCUCCCUGAUCCAGUCUGGACUUAUCGCGGAAUCCGAAGCCGACGUCAUCUCUGGCCACCACCAUGGCGGCAAGCUCCUCGAGCUGAUUCCCAUUGGCUUGUUGGCCUUCCAGUCCUCCGGGUCUAUAAAUAGCACGCGCUCGUUGGGAUUUAAUGAAAUCCCGAGUGUGGUCAUCACGAGCGUGUAUUUUGAUAUUGCGUCGGAUAAGAAUAUCCUGGCUGUGCAGAAUGUUAAGCGGAAUAGGAGAAUUGCGGGCGUGGUGGCUCUGUUGAUUGGAGCUAUUGUGGGCGGUUGGUUGAAUAGGAGUGCUGGCGGGAUGGCGUCGACUUUCUGGUUGGCGGCUGGGAUUAAGUUCCUUAUUGGGUUGGGGUGGUUAGUUUGGAUGCCUGUUAGGAACUAGGUUGUUGGAUGAGGAUGGGUUGGGGGAGUGGGUGCGGUCACUUGGGGUAUGGUGGUUAGUGAGGUAUGUGGUGUGUGUGUGUAUGUAGGGAGGGAGUGCGAUUGUAUAGUAUUUUGUUUGGGGGGCGUUGUUGUAUAGAUGGAUGGGUAGACUUAGGUUCGCGAAAAAUAGAAGGUAUAGAUUUCUUUUUUCAUG